AGAAUUAGAAAUGAAACCUCACGUGCAUUACUCUGUAGCUUUUUGUCUUUGUUAGAUUGAAAGUUUGAAGAAUCCUAUUUAAAACCCACAAACCUUUUUCUUCACAACUACAAGUCCAUCAUAAAAAGGGUGAAUUUGUUUUCUCUUUCGGGAAUAUAGCUCUUUUGUUUGGGACUUUUAUGUUAAUUUUCUUUCCUCCUUCUUCUUCUUCUAUCUUCAAUAAUGGCACUUGAAACUGUGGUUUUCCCACAAGAUCCAUUCACAUAUAAUAAUUACUUGUAUUCGUUGGUGGGAGAAGCUGGUGAAGAACAAGAGAAUGUUCUUCUAGGAAUUAUCAAUAACAACAACGUAGGACAGAAUCAAAAUGAACAUGCAAAUUGGGAUUCUUGUUCACACUCUUCCUCUCCUGAAGUUUGCACUGUUGAUCAAACUCUUUCUUCCACCGUGGAAGCUACUGUGGGAAGGAGAAAACGACGUCGUACUAAGAACACAAAGAAUAAGGAGGAAAUUGAAAACCAGAGGAUGACUCACAUUACAGUUGAACGCAAUCGUCGAAAACAAAUGAAUCACUAUUUGAAUGUGCUUCGAUCAUUGAUGCCUUCUUCUUAUGUUCAAAGGGGUGACCAAGCAUCAAUAAUUGGGGGUGCAAUAAACUUUGUGAAGGAAUUAGAACAGCUUUUACAGUCCAUGGGGGGCCAAAACAAAACCAAACAAAUAGGCUUAAAUGGAACACCUUUUGCUGAAUUCUUCACUUUUCCUCAGUACACAACAGGUGCAACUCAGAGUAACACACUCACUAUGGAACAACACAAACAAUGGGCAGUGGCAGAUAUUGAAGUCACCAUGGUUGAUACUCAUGCCAACAUCAAGAUACUUUCCAAGAAACAAACAGGACAGCUUAUGAAGAUUGUUCUUGGCUUACAAACUCUUAGGCUUACUAUUCUUCACCUCAAUGUUACCACUCUGGCUGAUAUGGUUCUUUUUUCACUUAGUGUCAAGGUAGAGGAGGGGAGUCAGCUGAACACUGUGGAUGAAAUUGCGGCUGCUGUGAAUCAACUUUUACGGACGGUUCAACAAGAAUUGGCUUUUCAUCUAAAUUGAAUGAAUUUCACAUUAAUUAAUUAAUUAAUUUCUUGCUUUAAUUUUAAAAUAUUCUCUAUCCAUCCUUCUCCUUAUAUAUAUGUAACCGUGUCUGUUAAGAAUAUUGGAAGGGGGUAAUUAAUGUGUGUAGCACUUUAUUAUUUUGUCACAAUCCUUUUUCUAAUACAAGUAUUUGUGCCAAACAACUUCAAUAUCAUAGUUGAAAUGUGUUAGGCCUGUAUGUACAAGUACAAACAAAAAUCUUAAUUACAUGUCUCCGUGAAUUUCAAAUCCAAUUCAAUAUAAUUAAUAAGCUUCUAUUA
Molecule: messenger RNA, 1403 nt
Organism: Cicer arietinum (chickpea)
Lineage: Eukaryota; Viridiplantae; Streptophyta; Magnoliopsida; Fabales; Fabaceae
Product: transcription factor bHLH96
Biological process (GO): regulation of transcription by RNA polymerase II
Molecular function (GO): RNA polymerase II cis-regulatory region sequence-specific DNA binding; protein dimerization activity; DNA-binding transcription factor activity, RNA polymerase II-specific
Source: RefSeq, a predicted model, not a curated record